Messenger RNA from Nyctereutes procyonoides (raccoon dog), 5959 nucleotides. It is a transcript of the gene TNFAIP8L1, whose product is annotated as TNF alpha induced protein 8 like 1. Gene Ontology annotation, cellular component: cytoplasm. Gene Ontology annotation, biological process: regulation of apoptotic process; negative regulation of TOR signaling. NCBI's taxonomy places the organism in Eukaryota, Metazoa, Chordata, Mammalia, Carnivora, Canidae. The transcript is spliced from 2 exons. The record is from RefSeq and is a predicted model, not a curated record. The coding region runs from base 3627 to 4187 and encodes 186 amino acids.
AUAAAAAUAUAUUUUUUGUUAAAAUAUUUUAUGUAUUUAUUCAUGAGAGAUACAGAGGGAAAGGCAGAGACACAGGCAGAGGGAGAAGCGGGCUCCCUGCGGGGAACCUGAUGUGGGACUUGAUCCCAGGACCCUGGGGUCACGCCCUGGGCCGAAGGCAGAUGCUCAACUGCUGAGCCACCCAGGCGCCCCUAAAAUACCUAUACUUAAUGUAUACAUAGGGAGUGUUCAGCUUGAUGACAUAUGACCCACAUACCAUAGAAUUCACCACUUUAAAGUAUUCAACUUCCAGAACAUUCCCUCUCCCUAAAAAGCAACCCCACCCCAUCAGGUGUCACAUCCCCUCCCCUAGCCCCCAGCCCACACAAGCCUCUUUCCCGUCCAUGGAGGAGCCCGUCCUGGACAUGUCACACGCACGGACUGACACCCAUGGGGCCUCCUAUGUUUGGUCCCUCCCUGAGUGUCGUGGGCUUGGGGUCUGUCCCCAGGGUGGCAUGUUGCGCUUUGCCCCUGUUGGCUGCCAAGGGACGUGCCCGUGCAUGGAGCAGAGGCGUUAUGUUUGUCCCUUCACCGUUGAUGGACACUGGGUUGAUUCCAGUCUGGCCGUAUGAACCAUGCUGCCGUGCACGCGCGUGUACAAGUUUUUGUGUGGAUCUGCGUUCUCAUCUCUUUUGGGUGGCUACCUGGGAGCGGAAUUGCUGGGUCACAUGGUGAGUCUGUGUGUUGGAGGAGCUGCCAAAAAACUGGCUUUCACAGCAGCUGCCCCACUUCCCGUUGCCCACAGUGGGGCUGGGGCCGCGGUUUCCACCCGGCCUGGCUGGUGCUCGUGACGCCCGUUGCUGGGCCAGCAGCCACCUUCAUGGCGUGAGGCAAGGCCCUUAUGGCGUUGACUGGCAUUGCCCUAGUGGCCAGUGAUGUUGAGCAUCUUUCCAGCUGCUUCUUGGCCAUUUAUGUCUCCUUUGGAGAAAGAUUCAAUUUUUUUUAUCGAGAUAUAAUUCACAUUCCAUAAAACUCACCCUAUGAAAGUGUACAAUUUGCUGGAUUUUAGCAUAAUCACAGAAUUGUACGGCCAGUUAGCUUGAUGGCUUUUUACAUGUGUAUAGACCUAGAACAAGAUGCAAAGUGUGGGAUGUUCCAGACCCCUUCCCUGGUCUGCUUGCCUCACACUACCACCUUUAUACAUUUACUUGUUUUUAAAUAUUUUUAAAAGAUUUUAUUUGAGAGAUAGAGAGAAUGAGUAGGGGGGAGCUGCAGAUGGAGAGGGAGAAGCAGACUCCACGCUGAGCAGGGAGCCCAAUGAGGGCUCGAUCCCAGGACCUGAGCCAUGACCUGAGCCAAAGGCAGACACCCAACCGACUGAACCACGCAUGCGCCCUUAAAGAUCUUAUUGGGUGUAAGUGGGGUUAAGUGCGUUGGGUGUAAGUAAUCUUCACACCUGACAUGGGGCUUAAACUCACAAUCCCAAUAUCAAGGGUCACACGCUCUACCCACUGAGCCAGCCAGGCACCCCCUAUUUUGUGUUUAAGCUGAUGGGUGCAGGCAGACCGUGGUGUCUGCGAUGCCAUUUCAUUCAACUGAAUGAAUUGGGACCCAAAUCAUUGCGUAAUAACUAGGUGGCUUGGGUCUAGAAGGCUGGAGCCCCCCAGAAGGCAGGGACAGGAUCUCUUUGGGUCAUUGCAGUGUCCCCAGUGCCUGGGACACAGUUGGUGCUCCAUAAAUGCUCACUAGUGACUGGAUCUGGAUGAGUGUUCUAGCCCAGCCCUGGACCCUCUGCCAGGCUCCUUUAGCUUUGACGACAGUGGGACGCUCAGGCACUGGGUGGAUGGGGACCAGGGACGCUGAGUGUCUGGCCCGAGCCCCUCGGCGGCUCCUGGACGGCCGUGCCCCAGAAGGGCUGACGUGGCGCAGCCUGGCCACCUCCCGGCUUGCCGGCCCUCAGACCUGGGCGAGUGAGCAGGAAGGAAGGAAGGCCGGGGUUUAUUUUCGUCUGCGGCCUGCUCCCCCGGGAUGGGAGUCAUCUCCUUGUCUGCCUGCCUGGGUGGGGGGUUUCUGGCCGAACAAUGGGUCGGGGGGGGGGGGGUCAUGCAGCUGGGCUGGCCCAGGUGUUAGCAGGUCUGGGGCCCGCUGGAGGGGUUAGGAGUGCAGAGGCCCGGGGGGAGGCUGCAGCUGCCUCCACCCCCCCCCACCCCCUGGCCUUCUGGGCGCAGGAGGGGGGGCCUGCUGGGGGCCCAGCCCCCCUCCGGAACCAACACACUCAACUUGCAGAUUGGGAGGCCAAGGCCCUGAGAGGGACAGAGCCGCCCCGGGGUCACCCAGAGGCCAAGGCAGGCAGCAGGCCCUGGGCUCAGGGGGGUCCGCUUCCUCUCUGAGCCUGUUUGUCCAUCUGUAAGCGGGGGAGGCUGAGCCCAGGGCCCUGGGGGGUUUGUGGACAUCCUUUCCCUCACACAUUCAGUGAGCACUUACGGAGCGCCUGCUGUGUACCGGGCCCUGGGCUGACCACCGGAGGCGCCGUGUGAACAAGGGAGACCCAGCCCCGGCCUCCCCAUCAGGCGAGGGGGAGAACAGCGAGAUCAAGGUGUGCAAGGCCAAGAUGGAGCAUGGCCAGGGUGCCAUGGGAGCCAAGGGGCAGCUGGCCCAGCCUGGGACACCCAGGACGGCCUCCGGGAGGAGGUGACCAUGACGCUGGCACUUGGAUGAGCAGUUAACAGGAUGAGUAAUAGGGAGGUGCUGGGACAGGGAACAGAACAGAACUUUCUAGAGAGAGUGGUGGGAAGGCAUCUGGGAGGCCUAGGUACUCCUUGUGCCAAGUGGCCAGCCUGAAAGUUAAAUCCAGGCAGGCCACCCAGCCCCUCGCCCAGGGAGAGCUCACAGCCUGGGGGGCAUUGGGGUUGGCCGCAUGCUCCGGCCCCAGGACAGUGUUAGUUUGGACUUUCCCCCAUUUUACAGAUGAAGAAACUGAGGCACGGUGUAGUCGUGGUGCUUGACCAAGCGGUCAGAUCUGGGAGCAGGCCCUAAGUACUGGGGACCUGGCACAGAAACAGCUCCCGGCCCUCGAAAACUCGAGCCGAUUUGCAGGCAUCACGUGGGGAAGGGGAGACAGGCACACAGAGGCAGGCCGCUGCCACCGCCGUGUGGCCUUGGGGACGUGUCUCAGCCUCUCUGAGCCUCGGUAACUUCUUCAGCAAACUGGCAGCCAGCCUGCUACCUGGUGGAAAUGACGAAUCGGGCACCCGCUGCCGGCCCAGGCCUGCCACGUGGUGCUGAGUCAGCGGCAGCCCGCUCUGGCCCAGGCCCCGCGCUCCGGGGGCCCGCGUGGGAGGCACGGAGGGCGGCCCCGUUAUCCCCGUGCCCACCCCGACCUCUGAGGCCAGGCCACGGGGCAGCCCCGGGGGUGGGCCUGGUCUCGGGGCGGGAGCGCUUACAAAGACGGGCUUUGUAGGGGCUCUGGGGGCUGGGUGGGCACCCACGUGGCCUUCCUGGGCUGACCGGCCUGGGGCCCGUGGGUGAGGGGGGUGGGUGGGCCUCAGGCUCGCCUCGUUCGCUUUCCCGACGUCUCCAGGACACGGUGGGUGAGGAAGCAGGCCCCUUGCCUCCCCUGUGGGCCGGGCUGCUGCAGGCCAGGGCCGAUGGACGCCUUCAGCACCAAGAGCCUGGUCCUGCAGGCCCAGAAGAAGCUCCUGAGCAAGAUGGCAUCCAAGGCCACCGUGGCCGUGUUCAUCGACGACACGAGCAGCGAGGUGCUGGACGAGCUGUACCGCGCCACCAAGGAGUUCACCCGCAGCCGCAAGGAGGCCCAGAAGGUGCUCAAGAACCUGGUCAAAGUGGCCGUGAAGCUGGGCGUCCUGCUCCGCGGCGGGCAGCUGGGCGGCGAGGAGCUGGCGCUGCUGCAGCGCUUCCGCCACAGGGCGCGCCGCCUGGCCAUGACCGCCGUCAGCUUCCACCAGGUGGACUUCACCUUCGACCGGCGCGUGCUGGCCGCCGCGCUGCACGAGUGCCGCGACCUGCUGCACCAGGCCGUGGGCGCGCACCUGACCGCCAAGUCCCACGGCCGCAUCAACCACGUGUUCGGCCACUUGGCCGACUGCGACUUCCUGGCCGCGCUCUACGGGCCCGCCGAGCCCUACCGCUCGCACCUGCGCCGCAUCUGCGAGGGCCUCACCAGGAUGCUGGACGACGACAGCAUAUGACGCCGGGCCCGGGUUUCCUGCGGGGCGGGGGCGGUUCGAGGAUCUCCUUUCUCCCAUCCCAUUCUGGCCAAGGCCUCGGGACACGUCCCCUCGGAGAGGAUGCGGAUCCGCUGGAAGCAGCUGUGUAAGGCCCCGGGUCCCUUCCGCCCCAAUUCCGGAGGAGCCCGGCCCGCCCCUCCAGCCACUGGAUGCCUCUGAAAGCUGGCGCUCGCCACUUAACCACGUUAACGAUGUUGCCUGUUCCUUCCGACAGGGUAACGAUGAACCAGAAGCCAGGGAGUGUUAGGGGGUGAGCUGCAUCUCCCCUUAGUCUUUGAGGUCCUAGCCCCCAGGAUCUCUGAAUGUGACCUUAUUUGGAAAUAGGGUCGGUGCAGAUGUACGUCUAGUUAAGACACCACCACGCCGAGUCCAGCUGGGCCCCUGGUCCUUGUAAGAAGGGGGCGUUCGGACGCAGAUAAGGCCGUGUGAAGAUGGGGGGGGCGCUGCAGGGUUGUGUCUACAAGCCAGGGAACCCCCGGGACUGCCAGCAGCCUCCAGAAGCCAGAGGGACGCCUGGAGCGGCCGUUAGGAGCCAGCCCCGCUGACACCCUGACGGCUGACUCUGGCCUCCAGAACUAAGAGGGAACACAUUUCUCUUGCUGCGCCUGCCCAGGGGGGCAGCGGGGUACACUCGGUUCCAGCAGGGAAGGUGUGUAGGGAGCCUAGAAAAGUGCUGGGGUGGCUGCUAUCGGUAAGGACGCCUCAGUGGGGUUGGAAUUGCAGCCCUGACUCCCACAGGGAGGGGACGGUGUGCCCCCCACUCAGGGCUCCAGCGUAAGGCCAUCUGAGAUGCACGCCCAUUUUAAGAUUAUUUCAUUUGCGUUCAGUCGGCCAACUUUUUUACGAGACCUCAGAAAGCAAACCUCAACAGAUUUUGGCUUUGGGGACACCCAGAGAAUGCAGGGAUUCUCAGCUCAGGUGCAGAUGGACACAUGGGGUGUGAGCGUGUAUUUGUGAUUCUUGUCUGUCAGGAGGGGCGUGUGUUUUAGCAGGCCUGCGGCAGGUGGGCCGAGGCAGGGGUGGGAAGGUUAUUCAGGGCACCCAUGGGACUGGGGGGGGGGGCAUGACGACGUCUCCUGACAAGUUUUGCAGACCCAGGUCUGUUGGGCAAAGCUUUCACAGAGCCCUGCAGGCCUUUUUAGGCAAGACGCCGGGACUGGUCAGCCCUGUCGCCCGAGGCAGCGGCAUUAUUCAAAAGCAAGGACACUGCGUACCAAUCCAGGUGUGGAGCUCGCCUCCAACACUCGCCUGAGCCCGCACCGCCUGCUGGUGCAGCCGCCUGGCCGCUGCCCCUCUGGCCGCCGCAGUCCCCACCACACCCUUUCGCCUCUGCUGCCCCCGCUGCGCUGACGCAGCGCUACUGCCCCCGCGGCAGGACGGCCUUUCUCUGGUUUCUGCUUCCCCAAGGAAGCCAGAGUUCUCCUGCCCGGGAGCCAGCUGUCCCACCUCUGCCCCACCCCAAGGAGAACCUGCCCCCCCCAUCUUGUCAGGAGACAGAUCUUCACGUCCGAGAACAAACGUGCACUCUGAGCACCCGAGAGGCCCCAGGGGCUUGGAAAGCCUCCGUCCUCAGCUUGGCACACCGAACGCAUCAACGUGCGUAACACUUUGUUCUUGUGUCCUGCUGGGCUGUCCAGCCUGUCUUGGCUCUUCAUACGUUUGAAAUUUAAUUUAGAAAAACCAAAGCGCUACAGAACUAUUUAAAUAAAAGCACGUAUCUUCCAUUUGCAUUA